GAUGUGAGAAGUCUCCCAUCGUUGUCGUUGGUGGUCAUUGGUGAUUUGUUUCUGUAGGCCCUUUAUCUUUUUCGUGAAAAUAUGGGUCCGAAACCGAAACCGACGGAUAAACCAGCAGGUGAAAAGAAGCCUGCUGGUGAGAAGAAGCCAGCAGCUGAGAAGAAACCAGCGGAGAAGAAGCCAGCGUCUGCGCCUGCAGCAGGAGCUUCUACAUCUGGAGCAGCAAAGGCUGCUGCAGCUCCCAAACCCAAGGCUGCAGCUGCAGCACCUAAACCUGGCUCAUCCAAGACCCCUGCCCCGGCACCUAAGGCAGCCCAGGCUUCGGCCAAGGCAGCUGCCGCUGCCGCUUCAAAGGCAGCUAAACCUGCAGCUGCAGCAGGCAAACCUGCUGCAGCUGGGGGUAAAGCUGCCAAACCAGCGGCUGGUGCUAAGGCAGCCAAGCCUGCUGCCGCAGCAGCUGGUGCGAAGCCUGCUGCCAAAAAGGCCCCUGCUGGAAAAGCCGCGGCCAAGGCUGGAGCCAAACCGGCUGGCAAACCAGCAGCCAAGGCUGGUGGAAAGGCUACUGGAAAACCGGCUGCCAAGAAAGCCACAUCAAAACCAGCUGCCAAAAAAAUUGAGAAACCAAAACGGGAUGUCGCACCCAAAUCUCAAAAAGGAGGCAAAGUGGUUAAGAAACCAGCAGCUCCCAUCAAGAGAGCCUUAAAAGUAAAGACAAAGGUAAUCAAAGGAGCUUUUGGAAAGAGAGUACGAAAGAUCAGGACGUCAGUUCACUUCCGACGGCCCAAGACAUUUGAACCCCCCAGGAAUCCUAAGUACCCCAGGAAGUCUGUGCCUAGGAGAAACCGAAUGGAUGCCUACAAUAUUAUAAAAUUCCCACUCACAACUGAGGCUGCCAUGAAGAAGAUUGAAGACAACAACACACUCGUCUUUAUCGUGCACAUUGGUGCGAAUAAACAUCAUAUAAAAACAGCAGUGAAGAAAUUGUACGAUAUUGAUGUAGCCAAAGUGAAUACACUCAUUAGGCCUGAUGGGAAGAAGAAGGCGUAUGUCAGGUUAGCACGUGACUAUGAUGCCCUAGAUGUUGCAAACAAAAUAGGAAUCAUAUAAGCUACAUUUCUUUUUUACUUAUAUGACUAUCUAUUAUAAAAAAAGUUAAAAAAGUUC
Messenger RNA from Homalodisca vitripennis (glassy-winged sharpshooter), 1164 nucleotides. RefSeq names its product transcriptional regulatory protein AlgP (gene RpL23A). Gene Ontology annotation, cellular component: ribosome; cytosolic large ribosomal subunit. The transcript is spliced from 5 exons. Gene Ontology annotation, biological process: translation; ribosomal large subunit assembly. The record is from RefSeq and is a predicted model, not a curated record. Gene Ontology annotation, molecular function: structural constituent of ribosome; rRNA binding. The coding region runs from base 82 to 1107 and encodes 341 amino acids. Lineage: Eukaryota; Metazoa; Arthropoda; Insecta; Hemiptera; Cicadellidae.